GUGUAUCAGUUUAUUGAAGGCAAUCAAAGUUUAAAAUAAGUGAACAUGCCAACAAACGUACCAAUACAAACAUCUUCUCCAGUAGCUCAGUUAGUAACUUGCCAACCAAAAAUCAAACCAUACCGGAAAGCGGCAAUUAUUACCGGCCUUAUCCAGAUUGCUCUAUCAGCGCUAUCCUUUGCAUUUGGUGUGGCUUCCAUUUUUUCAGGUUAUUUUGCUGUGAAUAUUGCACUUCCCGUUUGGGGUGCACUUGGGUUCUACCUGAUGGCCGGAUGUCUUGGAGUGAUUGCAGGAUAUUUAAAAGAAAAAAAUGCAUGUGUUAUUGUGUGUUGUUUGGUGAUGUCAAUACUUGCAGCUGUAACUGCCUUGGCCCAUGCUACUAUUGGAAGUAUUUCGGCGGCGCAUGGUUCUUUUGUUUAUACUCCAGAAGGGUAUUUUGUUGUCAGCAUUCUGAGUGUCCUAGUUGCAGUGAUUGAACUUGCCACAGCCAUUGUUACAUCAGUAUUAAUGUGUUGUGAGAUAGACGGUCACAAUGAGACCUGUUGUUGCUGUCUCCAGCCGCAACCAAAUAUUAUCGGCCAGCCUCAAUAUGUACCUUAUGUUGUUCAACCUGGUCAAGUUUUCAGCAGAGGUCAAAUUCAGGUUCAGAGAUAUCAGCAGCAGCCGUUUGUUGGGCAUCCUGUUGUCAUUGGUCAGCCACAGGUUGUGGGUCACCCACAUAUGGCUGGUCAACCACAAGUCAUUUGUCAGUCACAGAUUGUGGGUCAGCCAAAUGUCGCUGGUCAACCACAAGUCAUUGGUCGGUCACAGAUUGUGGGUCAGCCAAAUGUGACUGGUCAACCACAAGUCAUUGGUCAGCCGCAGAUUGUGGGUCAAUCACAAGGUAUUGGUCAGUCACAGGUUGUGGGUCAACCAAAUGGGGCUGUUCAACCACAAGUCAUGGAUCAGCCGCAUGAUGUGGGUCAGCCACCAGUCGUGAGUCAACUACAGUUCACUGGUCAACCACAGCAAAAUGUAGAGUAUAUGGGCCAAGCCUCUGGACAGAUGCCUGUCUGCACUGAACAAGAGAGAAAUUAA
This is a messenger RNA of Anneissia japonica, 1077 nucleotides long. RefSeq lists its product as uncharacterized. Lineage: Eukaryota; Metazoa; Echinodermata; Crinoidea; Comatulida; Comatulidae. The coding region runs from base 46 to 1077 and encodes 343 amino acids. The record is from RefSeq and is a predicted model, not a curated record. The transcript has 7 exons.